CAGACAGAAAAACAUAAUAUAAUAAUAGUCCUGGGGUAAUUUACCGGGAGAAAAAGUUACAAGGGAAGGCUUUUUCUACUAGCACUAACCUUUCUGUUUGUUUCUUCCCUACUUUCGCUCUUUCAUGGAGUCCCAGCUUAAGUUUCUUCUCGGCCGUCCACUGCCAGAUCUCCAGUAAUGGCUCAUUUUUCAGCAUUUCAUUUUCUAUGGGUUCUGUCUGAUAGAUUUUCUGGUGCAGGGAAGCUGGUGAACUGAAUUUUGAGCUGGUUUCUGUGAGGUUGCAAAUUUGAAGGUUUUGAAACAAUCUGAGGGAAAGUUCUGAAAUCAUAGAGUGGAAGGAAAGGGGAAAGGAACAGAUUUUACCUGUUUCAAUAUCUGUGAAAUGGAUUCCGGGAUUGGAAGUUCGAUUCCGGAACUGAAAGAUUUCCAGAUAGGCAGUUGGGUUCCAGCAACCCCAGCAAAGCCUGGCUUACUGACAUUGGAGCCGAUCUGCAAAACAGUGCAGGAAAAUCAGCAGAUUACAGCAAAUUGGUCAGACUUGCAAACAAUUCCACAAGAUUUUUGCUUAGGCCAAAUUAACCAAUUAGAACCAGGAGGGUUCUUGCAGGGAAAUGAUGCUCUUACCAGGGAUGAUAGGUGUGAUUUGACAAAUUUAGUGACUGAUGGGGGAGUUAACAGCUGGGAGGCAGCAGUAGCGUCGAAAUCCAGUAUGCAAGAGGGAGCUCUGAACUUGGAGAACUUCUCUAUUGAUCAUGCAGACAACUGGAACAAUGUGUCAUUUGGGAACCUCUUGGCACUGGCGCAUGCUGCAGGAACCACGGCGCCAGUUGAAAAUGCCCCUGCACAUACAGCAUUUGAUCCCCUCUUCAGUUCACAGAAUGCAGAUGGAAGUUCUGUUAGCUCCAGAAUCUCUUUCAAUCUGAAUUCUCCACCUGGGAGAGAUGCAGCCUCAAGCAGCAACUCAUUCCAGUUUGCACCCAUCACCCCGGUUCAGAACAAGGGAAGACAGAGCAUGCUAAAUUUAAAUCUAGACAUUAAUGAGAUACCGAUACUAAAAGAUGUACAGGAAAAUGUUGAAGAAAGUGACCUCCAAGGAAACAAAGAGCAGUCAGUGCUGGUGAGAGAACUAUCAGAAAUGAUGGAGAACCACAAGCCUGACAAAACAGGCGAACUAGUUGCUGAAGCAAAUAAUGCUGAAGCAAAUAAGACACCGCAACAGAAACCAAGAAGAAAAAAACACAGGCCAAAGGUGGUUGUUGAAGGCAAAGCUAAAAGGGCAAAUAAACCAAGAGCCCCAAACACUCCAGGCACAGAGGAGAUUAAGGCAGAAAAGAGGAAGUAUACCCCAAGAAAAGGAGUAGACAAGCCUGCAGCCACUCCUUUGGAUGAGGAUUCACACAUAAUAAAUCCUGAGAUAAUGUCUCCUGGUUCCAGUAAGACCCCAAAAGUUGACAGAAAGCAUCCUAAAAGAAACCGAGGUGCAGCCACUCCCACAGAUGAGGAUUCAAAUGUAACAAAUCCUGAGACAACACCUCCUGGUUCCAAAGAAACCCCAAAAGUGAAGAGAAUGUAUCCUCAAAGGAACCAAGUUCAAAAGCCCACAAAAGAUCCCAUUGAAGAAGGAAGCAGUGAAACUAUUCAACCAGAAACAGCUUCUCGCCCCAGAAGAUCCUCCAGGAGAUUUUUAAAUUUUGACUUUGUGGAUCUUGAAGAAUAUGAGAAUUUCAUUGAGCCAUCUUCAAACUUUGAUAACUCGCAUGUGAAGAAUAUGUGUGAACAGGUUAAAUCAAUGCCGGCAGUGCGACUUGAACAAGAUGAAAAAUCAGAUGCAGAACUCACUGAAGUGAACAUUAGUUAUGACCUCAUAAAUCAUGAGAUAGGAAAGUCCAUUUCACAGCCAGGAACACAAAUUCCUGAUCCUUCAAAUCCCAGCAAGAUUGAUUUGAGAUGUGACAAGUUGAUGGAUGGAAAUCAAACUAAAUGCACAAAAGGGAAGUGUAAAAUCAUUUUUUCAGAUGCAACACAUGACAAAGAGGACUAUCUUCCAGAAAUGACUGCACCACAAUGUGCAUCAAGCAGCCAAAAUAGCUCCAACUGUAGCAGCAAUGUGUGCUUGACUGAGGAAGCCCAAUUAAGAGGUUCCAAAAGACAGCAUUCAUGCUUGGCCGAAGCAGAACUCUACAAAACAAGUAUUGCUGGAAUUCAUUAUAACUCUUUGCAGGCAUAUGAAGCAAUUCUUUCAGACUUUGACAGAUCCAUUGGGAUGCCUUUUCCUACAAUUUAUAAGAAAAAGAGGACUGAGAAGGGGCAAAUUCCUGCAACAUCUUGUAGUAAAAACCUCAACACUGAAACUCACAAUGUGAAUGCUACCAGUCAAUUUGAAGUUCAUGGUGUCCAAACAAAUCCAGCACUUCAGUCUCCCAAGUAUCUUCAACCAUUGAACACUGAUGUGUUGAAAAGGAAGAGAUCAAAGGGUCUCACUCGAGUCCGUGACUUAGCAUCCCUGCAUGAGAUUUGCAAACAGUUCCCAACUUAUUCAUCCAGAAAAGCAGCAGCAAAACAACACACAGGGCAUCUCAAUACAUGCAUGGAAGCUCUUGUUGCUGGCACUCGCCCAACAAUGAAAACGAAAAAACGUUCAAAAAGAAACAGUCUGAAUGGUACAGUGGCUCCCAAUACACAUGCUCAACACCAAUACACUAGAACACCAAUUGGUUCUCUGCCAGCUUUAAUGUGGAGGGGCUCUUCUCCAAUUGACGAAAUUGUGGAGCGGUUCACCUAUCUUAAUAUAAAUGCUGAUAAUCAAGGUCAGUACACACUCAGUACCAGAAAUGUGAAGUUCCAAAGGGAAACUGCCCUUGUUCUUUAUCAAAGAGAUGGAACUAUUGCCCCUUUUACUGGGGUAAAAAAAAGGAAACCACGGCCAAAAGUCGAUCUUGAUGAUGAGACAACUAGAGUAUGGAAACUCUUGCUACAAGAUAUAAACAGUCAAGGCAUAGAUGGAACAGAUGAGGAGAAGACAAAAUGGUGGGAAGAAGAGCGGAAAGUGUUCCGCGGAAGAGCAGAUUCGUUUAUUGCCCGCAUGCGUCUUGUCCAAGGUGACAGGCGCUUCUCUCCAUGGAAGGGAUCUGUUGUAGAUUCUGUAGUUGGAGUUUUUCUAACUCAAAAUGUGUCAGAUCACCUCUCCAGUUCUGCUUUCAUGUCAAUGGCUGCACGAUUUCCACUCAAAUCAAAGAUUAGCGAACAAUUACAUGAAGAGAGAACAAAUAUAACUAUUGAAGAACCAGAAGUUUGCAUAAUGGAUCCUGAUGACACAAUUGCAUGGCAUGAAAACUCUUUGAAUCAACCAACUCCUGGUCAAGACUCCAUGGCUUUCAGGGAGAUGGGUUGCAAAGAUGAAGUUGUCAAUAGUGAGUUGACUGAAGGCACCUCCAAUUGCAUUAAGUCCACCGAAAAUUUUAAAACCAAAGAUGUCGAUUCUUCUGAAAAGGAUCCAGAAGAUGUGCAUUAUGGAUUAACAUUAGAUAGGCCAGCAAAAUGGAUCAACGAGGAAGAGGCAAGUUUCCACAGCGGCCAAACAGAAGCAGAUAAUGUGCUGUCCUCUCAGAAUUCUGGAGUUUCUUCACAAAAUUCUGUGAACUCUUCACAUACUCAAACUGUUGAUAUUACUGAAUCCACCAGUCUUUGCAGCACUUCUUUCAUUCAACUAUUACAGAUGGCAGGAACCUCCAUGCUACAUGGAGUUUACAAUCAGGAAAACAACUCAGCUAAUAUGGACAUGCCAAACCAACAGAGGGAUUGUUCUGCGGAAUUCCAAAAGAACAAGGAAGAUGACAAACUUCCUGUUAGCAUUGGAGAACAUUAUGCCCUCGAACAAAGUGAAUCAUCAACAGAAUCACCAAACCAAGCAACUAAUCAAAAGAUCAUAGCUGGUGAAAAUCCAAUGGUCAAUUCUGAUUCACAGAUUCAUACUGAAGAAAGCAACUGCAAUUUGCUGCUAGAUCAAGAAUGCCCAACUUCAUUGGAUAUUCAGGAUAUCACAGGGAGAGCCAGUACUGUUGUUGAUUCACUGUCAAAUUCAGAUGGUCAGAAUAAACAUCUUGAUACGGUUGAUAAAAGAAGCAGCAAUCCCUCUAAAGAAAAAGGGGGGAGAUCUGGGACAGAGAAACAGAAUGCAGUGAAUUGGGACCAUUUAAGACAGCAGGCCUUGGCCAGCGGUAAGAAAAGAGAAAGAACAAUGAACACAAUGGAUUCAUUGGACUGGGAAGCAGUAAGAUGUGCAGAUGUCAAUGAGAUUGCUGAAACCAUCAAAGAGAGGGGAAUGAACAACAUGCUAGCAGAGAGGAUAAAGGAUUUCCUAAAUCGGCUUCUCAAAGAACACGGUAGCACUGAUUUAGAAUGGCUAAGAGAUGUUCCACCAGACAAAGCAAAAGAGUAUCUAUUGAGCUUCAGGGGGUUGGGUCUGAAGAGUGUAGAGUGUGUCCGGCUUUUGACACUCCACCAUCUGGCUUUCCCAGUUGACACAAAUGUUGGACGAAUAGCUGUAAGGCUUGGGUGGGUGCCCCUGCAGCCAUUACCUGAGUCACUACAACUGCACCUUCUAGAGCUGUAUCCAGUUCUGGAAUCCAUCCAAAAGUAUCUUUGGCCACGACUCUGCAAGCUUGAUCAAGGAACACUAUAUGAGCUGCAUUACCAUAUGAUAACAUUUGGAAAGGUGUUUUGUACAAAGAGCAAACCAAAUUGCAAUGCAUGUCCAAUGAGAGCAGAAUGCAGACAUUUUGCAAGUGCUUUUGCAAGUGCAAGGCUUGCACUUCCUGCACCGGAGGACAAAAGCAUUGUGCCUGCAUUUGAAAACAAACCAGCUGAACAAAACACAGUAGACACUAUCAAUCCACUGCAGCUACUCUUACCUCAAAGCAAUGAACAAUCAGUAGCACAGUAUGGUGUAAACAACUCUCAACCCAUCAUUGAAGAGCCAGCAACACCAGAGCCUAUUAUUGAAGUGCCUUCCACACCCGUGCCAGAUCAAAUACCAUCAGAAGCUGACAUUGAGGAUGCCUACAGUGAAGAUCCUAAUGAAAUUCCUACAAUUAAUCUCAAUCUGAUUCAGUUGGCUCAAAAUGUAAAGAUGUUUGUGAAAAACAAUAUGGAGCUUAAUCAGGUUGAAAUGUCAAAGGCAUUGGUAGCAUUAACUCCCGAAGCUGCUUCCAUUCCCAUGCCUAAACUCAAAAAUAUUAGCCGGCUCAGAACUGAGCAUAAUGUCUAUGAGCUUCCAGAUAAUCAUCCUCUUCUAGAAGGGUUGGAGAAAAGAGAUCCAGAUGAUCCAUGCUCUUACCUUCUGGCCAUAUGGACACCUGGUGAAACUGCAAACUCUGUUCAGCCUCCAGAAAUGAGAUGUGAUUCCCAAGAAUCUGGCAAACUAUGUCAGGAGGAAACAUGUUUUGCAUGCAAUAGCAUACGAGAAGCACAGUCCCAAACUGUUCGAGGGACACUUCUGAUACCCUGUCGAACAGCAAUGAGAGGAAGCUUUCCCUUAAAUGGCACAUACUUUCAGGUCAAUGAGGUCUUUGCCGAUCAUGAAUCCAGCCUAAACCCAAUUGAUGUUCCAAGGGAUUGGUUGUGGGAUUUGCACCGAAAAACUGUUUUCUUUGGAACCUCAAUACCAACAAUAUUCAAAGGCCUAUCAACAGAAGAUAUCCAACACUGCUUCUGGAGAGGUAUGUAAAUGACAAUCACACGUUUCUAGUAGUCUAAAUGAUAUCAUUUACAUCCCAUACAUUUAAACAAGUAGAACUACAGGACAUAUAUUUAGUGAGCGCUCUCCAGAUGUAACCAUGAAAACAAGUCAAAAGACAAUUUCAGCCAUAAACUAGUCUUUCUCACACUAAUCUCCUUGCAAAAGGAGAGCAUAUAUAAAGAAGAGUGAAAUUCAAUAGAUGGGCAAUGAGUUCACAUCCAUUCAUCUUCCAUGUGUUUAUGUGUUUAUUACUUGCAAUUAGAAAUGAAAGCAUUACAUUCUCAGACCUAUUUUAAUCAUCAAACAUAGCAUCAAUUAGCCAAUUUAUUAAACACCCUAGUAGUAUUAAGAAUCUGAAAAUAUAGGAAACAGAGUAGACUGUAGAGUAACAUAGCACUAUUGUUCCUUAUUCCUAUUUUGCCUGCUAUCUUCUUGUGUUCUUUACUUUGUAUAUUUCUUUUAUUCAAAAUCUCAUGAUCUUGUAUAUAUUUCUAGUCAUUAAAUAGUGCACAAAGACUGCUCCAGCAUAGAACCAAAUAAUCAAGACCCCUCUCCAUGUUUUCUUGUAUGACAUAGGCCAUGACAUCUGAAAA
Ipomoea triloba (trilobed morning glory) is the source of this 6330-nucleotide messenger RNA. Its product is annotated as protein ROS1A. Gene Ontology annotation, molecular function: DNA N-glycosylase activity; DNA demethylase activity; 4 iron, 4 sulfur cluster binding. The coding region runs from base 383 to 5725 and encodes 1780 amino acids. NCBI's taxonomy places the organism in Eukaryota, Viridiplantae, Streptophyta, Magnoliopsida, Solanales, Convolvulaceae. The record is from RefSeq and is a predicted model, not a curated record. Gene Ontology annotation, biological process: base-excision repair. The transcript has 20 exons.